Molecule: messenger RNA, 2588 nt
Organism: Wyeomyia smithii (pitcher-plant mosquito)
Lineage: Eukaryota; Metazoa; Arthropoda; Insecta; Diptera; Culicidae
Product: serine-rich adhesin for platelets-like
Exons: 6
Coding region: 187-2391 (734 amino acids)
Cellular component (GO): nucleus
Source: RefSeq, a predicted model, not a curated record
GUGACGAUUUUGCCGCCAUCGUAUUUGUUUCAUUUCCAAUCAUAAACCGCCAGAAUUUUCUCUGCUGGCUUUUGACCGUGUAUACGCAAGUGAAGUACUUUUUUCGCUAAUUCUAUCGCUCGUUUGUGUGAACAAGAACCGAAAACUUUCUAUGCUUGAUUUAUAGAACAACGGGUUGAGGCAGUGAUGAGACGUUCCAAGACAGCGCCUCCCUGCUGCUUUAUCUGCAAGAGUACGGAAGAUGAUGAGCUUCUUUUUGGUAAAAUAUACACCAAGUGGCGUCUCCGGGUCCACUAUUACUGUUUGCUUCUUUCGUCGAACAUGAUACAAAAUGGAGAAUCCGAUGAGGAAGGAAUUUUUGGUUUUCUCGAGAAGGACAUCCGGACCGAGGAGGCCCGUAUUCAGAAUCAAAAAUGCUAUCUUUGCAAAGAGCGCUAUGCUAAUGUCCACUGCUGUGCUAAGAAGUGCUUCCGAACGUUCCACACUAUCUGCGGCAUACGGAAUGGGUGUUUGUCUCAUUUCGUCGAUACUUACCAGUCGUGGUGCGACAAGCAUGUCGAGCUGCGGGAUGCGGUGAAACACAGCGAGACUGAUGUCUGUGGAAUUUGCUACGACGGGAUGGGACCGUACAAUCGGGUGGAGUCGAUUCAUGCGCCCUGCUGCCAGAAUGGCUGGUUCCAUAGGCGGUGUGUGGCGCAGUUUGCUCAAACGGCGGGGUAUUUCUUCAAAUGUCCCCUCUGUAACAACAAGGAUGACUUUACGCGGUUCAUGCAGCAGAGAGGGGUUUUCGUACCGGAGAAAGAUGCCGCUUGGGAGCUAGAGCCAAACGCUUUUGGAGAACAGCUGGAAAGGCCCUCCGUAUGUGAUGCUGAGGAGUGCUUCUGCCGUCACGGACGUGAAUACGACGAUGAAAAGUGGGAUUUGAGAUUGUGCGAAACUUGCGGCUCUACUUGUCGCCAUGAUCUCUGCAUGGAGGUUCCAACAAAGAAUUACGUUUGUGCGUUUUGUCGUCCGAUUGUAGGCGAUGAAGCACCGGCUGCGGUACUUGCACUGGCUGAGGCUUCUCGAAGAGCGGAAGCUGCCAGACUGGCUGCUGCUGCUUCCAGCUCUUCGUCGGAUGAAAGCGAUGACCUGGAUUCAAAUGGUCCAAGGCGCGAAUCAGGUAUUCAUAGUCCUGGAAGUAGCAGUGGAGGUAGCAGCUCGACGUCAACCAUUGGUGGUGCGAAAGCAAAUAGGAAAAUACGCCAAAUUCCUUCAGAUAGUACUUCCAGUUCCGAUAUUGGUUCUUACAGAAAAAUAAAAACCAAAAAGCGACGGAUCGAUUCAUCGGAAUCAACCGCGUCAAGUUCACCGGUUGUUAGAUCUAAGAAACGCAAGUCUUGGUCGAAGCAAAAAUCCGUACUGGAGCAAAGCGAGGAAAGUGACUCUGGCUCCGAGGUAUGCCUGGAAACAAAAAAAUGUCGAAGAAUGUCCACAUCGUCGUUUGCUUCACUCUCUUCACGUGACGGUGAAGACUGUGUAAAUCUGCAGAUGCUUUUGAAAAUAAUACCUCUGAAGGAGGCUAGCGUAGAGAAGUUGAUCAAAUUGAAACCGAUUGUUCAACUGCCGAAGCUCAGCGAAGAUCAGAUUAGGAUGAUGAGUUCAGCCGAAGCGGAGGCAGCAACAUUCGAUUUCAACUAUCGCGUUAGGUUGAAUAAAACUCAGCGGCGCAAAACGAUGACCGAUUUGCAGCAGUCGAUAAAGGAUGCUAUUCGUUCCGACACUGAUACGUUAACCGAUGGUUCAGCGAGCCUGGAAAAAAAGCCGACUAAGACGCCUAAGAAGACCUUCUCUAAACCAUUCAAGCUAAAGUUGCUUCUAUCAAAGUCUGCUUCGCAGAAACGUGUUGUCUCUACCAGCAGCGAAUCUGAUCUAGACGUUCCGGCAAAGAAAUUGUGCAGCAGCCGUAUUGAAUUAUUUCCCCCAGACAACUCGGAGAACACUUGUCCGAAUAGUCCGAAGAAAACAGCUUCCAAGGAGGAAUCGAUUGUCAGCAUGAUCAAGCCAUCUCCUGCUAAGUUGCAAGCUACGAACGCGUCGCUCUUUUCACCGGUAUCAACACCCAAAACGGAAUGUAAGGAAAAAAAGCUAUCGACAGCCCAGAGGACCGUCGGAAGCAAUCAGAAAACGUUGACAAGCUUUUUCAAAAUAUCUCCGCCGAUCUCGCAUGAGGUGGGCUCCGCCACAGGCUGCAGUGCAAUAUUGUCAUCUCCAGCAUUGUCAACCCCUUCAUCGUCGUCGGCUGCUGCUGGAAAAAGCACUAAAAGCAUGUCUGCCAGUGGCUCGCGGAAGAAGCUGGCUGAAGUGGAUCGCAGUCAGAAGAAUCUACUGGAUUUUUUCAACAGGUGCUAGCCGGAGAAGGAAUGAAUGAAACAACAAAAUUUUGAAUAAUAGUUUUAAAUAUUUUACCUCUGUUUCUAUUGUUUCUCUAUGCAAGAGAACAUCAUUCUAUUGACAGUCGGUAGAAACGCGGUAAACAUUAGAGAUUAUUUUUAAUUAUGUUACAAAAACUUAUAAAUAAACGAACGGUAUGUGGAAACAUCUCUCAA